CAGCCACCUAUGAUAUAUGACGGGCGGAGGUAACCGUGUGAGGCCAAACGGUCCACCAUGGUGGCUGGCCAUUUAGUCUUCCGCGACAGUAACCUCCGUCAUAUCGCCGCAGCCGAUUCCACUAUCUUUUCAGUGACAGCUUCGUACCGAGACCUACUAACACCUGUCGUUCCUGGUCCACCCGGCCCUUGUAAGUGAGUCAGCGCACCGCCUCACCGCACAUUGCAUAAAGUUGAACCGCGUGCGCGCGGCACGAAAGCAGCAGUCCGCACUCCUCCCCGGACAACCGCCUACCCCCAUCGAUCUUGCGCAACUCUCCCUUCUCAAUCGGAAAUCGGUUUCAUGAUGGCUAGCAAGGACACCGCGAGCCCGCCGCAGUAUGAGGCCGUCGCAGGCCCCCAAGCCCAAGCCCCGGCUCUUGCGCCUGCGCCCAGCGCCCAGCCAGUGCAGGUCCCGCAGCCUGUGAACACGGAGGCACAGAUCGGGUUCAACUACCAGCUCGAGUUGAUGGCGAAGUGUGCGCGGGGCGAGCACCAGGUCACGAAGAAGUACGGCGUCAUCGGGAUUAUAUGCUCCGUCGCGCUCUUCCCUGUCGGCAUGCUCGCUCUUCUGUGCGACAACACGAAGAAGUGCGACCGGUGCGGGCUUAUCGUUGCGUGAGAGGCCUAGGGUUGUUGUCACUUUCUCUUGGCUUUGCUGUGGACAUUACUGGUGUAUGUGCUCCGCGCGGUGUGUAUCGCGACUGUACUAUUACCUUUUUGAACGCCGAGACAAUGGUGUUCGAGUUUGUUC
Molecule: messenger RNA, 792 nt
Organism: Rhodofomes roseus
Lineage: Eukaryota; Fungi; Basidiomycota; Agaricomycetes; Polyporales; Fomitopsidaceae
Exons: 3
Coding region: 343-660 (105 amino acids)
Source: RefSeq, a predicted model, not a curated record